Molecule: messenger RNA, 1052 nt
Organism: Pseudocercospora fijiensis CIRAD86
Lineage: Eukaryota; Fungi; Ascomycota; Dothideomycetes; Mycosphaerellales; Mycosphaerellaceae
Exons: 4
Coding region: 50-982 (310 amino acids)
Cellular component (GO): cytoplasm
Source: RefSeq, a predicted model, not a curated record
AGAACACCAUGUUUGAAGGAUGUACACGUGAGCUCCAUCGGCAAGCAGGAUGCCUGAGAUCAUCGAUGACAAGUCCGAGCACUGUAUACCUUUUAUUCUCGAGCGCCUGAAGUUGCUCAGGGCGGAGCAUGAGAGGAAGGGUCAGGACGUCGCGCCAUUCUUCCUCGGACUGAAUGGCGUUCAAGGUGCGGGCAAGACGACUUUGGUCGAAACUCUUAGCAAGACACUCUCCUCACCACCACACAAUCUGCCCACUCUAGUCCUCUCAAUAGACGACCUAUACCUGCCUCACGACCGGCAAGAAGCGCUCGCAAAAUCGCACCCCAACAACCCCCUUGUCCAGCAUCGGGGUGUCCCGGGAACACACGAUGUCACCACGGGCGUGGAGCUCUUCGAAGCUUUGUCCAGCCGUAGACCCGACGUCAAAGUCCCAAGCUACGACAAGAGUCAGUAUAGUGGUGCUGGAGAUCGUAGACCCGAGAGUGAAUGGCAUGUUGUCAAUGCGAAAGGGCAGAAGGCUAUUGAGGUCAUAGUGUUUGAGGGAUGGUGCGUUGGGUUUCGAGCGCUGAGCGAUGCACAAGUAGAGAGCAAAUGGCAAGCUGCGAAAGCGCAGGCCGAGAAGGGAGAUGGCAGCUAUAAGGGUCGUUUAGGCUUGCUCAAGUUGGAGGAUGUGUUGUUUGUGAAUCGCAGGCUACGAGAGUAUGAUGCUUUCACGGACAGGUUUGGAGCUUUCAUUCACAUUGAUGCGGAAGACACGCUCUACGUAUACCAUUGGCGUGAGGAGCAGGAGGCAGCAAUGAGAGCUUCGAAGGGUACGGGCAUGUCGCAAGAGCAAGUCAUCAACUUCGUAAACGGCUACUAUCCAUGCUACGAGCUGUACACGGAUGUAUUGCGGGAUGGCAUUUUCACGGGUGAAAAGGGCAAACAAUUGCGCUUGGUCGUUGGAAGGGACAGGCGUGUAAAGGAAGUAUAUCGGAUAUAGCUCAGAUGUGUCGAAGUGUUGAUGUAUGCAGCCCUAUACCAUUCUGCUUGGAAUAAUAAGAGAAUCAAUG